AUGGGGGAGCAAGAGGGUAAUACCAGCAUAGCGGCACGUAUUGCCGCUCUCAAGUUGGAUCAUGUAGGUCGCCAAGCAGGCCUUCCAACGACAGCAAAGAAGAGACCAGAUCUUCCAUCGAGACAACAGACAACCAACGUACCUCCCAUUGGAGUACACGUAUCUGCGGCCGAUGCAGGUCACGAUAUUGGAAACCAACCAUUGGCAGGUGAGAUUAAUGGGGUGGAUCAGCGUACGCCUCCAACAAUACCAAAUCGACCAGCCAGAAAUGCUGCUCCCAAGUUGCCACCAAGACAGCCAUCUGGACCAUCACCACAGUUGCCACCUAGAAGACCUUCGGAAACGCCUUCGAAUACCUCUGCGAGACCAGAUAUCAAUCGGAAGCAAUCAAGCGAAUCUGUUUUGUCAAGCAGAUCCUCUGUCUCUACAGCAUCUGCCCGGACUGGUAUGAGCUCAGCGACGAGCAACUCUGGGUCACUCUUUACGAUCCGCGCACCUUCUUUCGAUGCCUCAACUUUGCCCCCCUUGCCUCCUAAGCGGGCGCCUAGCCUUCCAGAACGUGGUCCUGUUUUGCAGCAGAGCAAGUCUUCGCCGAAUGUGUUGCCUGCCGUACAGGAGCCCGCCAGACCGCAGUUGCCCUCUAGACCAGCGCUACCUUCGAGGAACCCGUCUUCCUCGCCGAGCGUAACAAAUCAAGGAAGCAUCAAGACUGCAGCUGCUAAGAAAUCUGCGUUGACGAUGGGGUUCAAUUCUGCUUCCAAAACACCUGCUAUUCCAACUGCACGACCUGAAUCUACACCGCCGCCAGUUCCUGCUUCGUCUAGACCGGAUCUUUCAAAGUUGCUGGCAUCGAAACCAAACAGUGCUGCCAGCGGAACCACAAACGGCGUAACAGCAUCAGCAGCACCAGCCGUAACAGGCCAAGCAUCGUGUCUAAAGUGUCGAGACUUUUCAGCAGUCGAUGCACACGCCGCACGCUUCCCACGACAGUCGAUCCCAUCGCAAGAUUUAGGCUGGCUUGCUCAAUCACUCACAUCUCCCUUCCCAUUAUUGACCGAUAAAGCUCGGGCAAUCUUUGUGUGGCUGCAUCACAAUAUCGACUACAACACUCACGCACUCUAUACCAAUACCGUCAAAGGAUCAACUCCGGCAUCUACAUUGGCCACUGGUCUUGCAGUUUGUGAGGGAUAUGCUGGUCUGUUCACUGCACUUGCCUCGAAAGCUGGAAUGGAAAGUAUGGUUGUUGGUGGUCAUGGCAAAGGCCUUGGUUUUCAGCCUGUGACCCCCGGAGCCCCGUUACCUGCCGAAGACGCAUCUGGCCAUGCCUGGAAUGUGGUCAAGAUUGACAAUGGCCAUUGGAAAUUGAUCGAUCCUUGCUGGGGCGCGGGUCAUGCUACUGGAUGGGGCAGCCCUUACCAGCGAGAGUUCCAUCCUGUACAUUUUGUCGGCAGUAAUGAGGAGUUUGGCCGCAGCCAUUUCCCAAGCGACAAGAACCGGUUCUACAGGAGCGAUGGCAGACACACAAUUACAUGGGCAGAGUAUCUGCUGGGUGACACGAAUGGCCAACCCCAGGUACAGACAUUUGGAAACAUGACGACGGAUGAAGGCAUUGACGAUCACUCGGUCUCGCCUAGAAUCAAGCAAAUCUCAGUCAGUGAUCCACAGCCCUACGUGCGCUUCCAGUUCAACAAAGUGUGCCAGCACUGGGACAACGAGCGAAACGGAAAGGGCAAGCACUACCUGUACCUGAUCUUUUUGCCUGAAUGCAAUGGCAGGCCAGCGCGUGAGGUUCCUUUGCAGACCAAUGGGUAUUUCUGGUGGGUCGACAUACAACCUAGCGAGCUCGGAGCACCUGGUCAGGAAGUCAAGCUCGGAACAGUGACGAAUUGGAGAGGUCGUGAUGGCAGAGGAAUGGUUGCGAGCGACUACCACAAGACGGGCGGGUUUUCAGGAGCAUAUGCGUUUGGUGCCGUAUGGCAGCUUGUUUGA
Messenger RNA from Aureobasidium namibiae CBS 147.97, 1989 nucleotides. RefSeq lists its product as uncharacterized. NCBI's taxonomy places the organism in Eukaryota, Fungi, Ascomycota, Dothideomycetes, Dothideales, Saccotheciaceae. The record is from RefSeq and is a predicted model, not a curated record. The transcript has a single exon. Bases 1 to 1989 code for a protein of 662 amino acids.